Molecule: messenger RNA, 1863 nt
Organism: Aethina tumida (small hive beetle)
Lineage: Eukaryota; Metazoa; Arthropoda; Insecta; Coleoptera; Nitidulidae
Product: cytochrome P450 9e2-like
Exons: 5
Coding region: 140-1711 (523 amino acids)
Molecular function (GO): monooxygenase activity; oxidoreductase activity, acting on paired donors, with incorporation or reduction of molecular oxygen; heme binding
Source: RefSeq, a predicted model, not a curated record
UGUGCUCCCAUUUAAAUUAUACAGUAUAAAAUCAAAUUGUCGGAUAUUUAAUUUUCAAUUGGAAUCCGUCUGUUAAGUCAUAGUGAAUUCGAAGGUUUCUGUGGAGUGUUUAGUGGUUUUGGUGGUGGGUCAAUUAAGGAUGCUUUGGAUUCUUGUGCCGUUGAUAUGUGCGCUUUUCACAUAUCUAUAUAUUAUUAAACCGCACAGUUACUGGAAAAGUAUAGGUGUGAAACAGAGCAAGCCUGUUUUCUUUUUUGGGGACAACUGGGGCACAGCUUCUCACACAGAAAGCUUCGCGGAAUUGAUGUCCAAUGUUUAUAACAUGUUUCCAGAUACUAGAUAUUCAGGAUUUUACCAAUUUUUAUUACCGACCCUUGUGUUAAGAGACCCAGAUCUAAUAAAACAAAUAACAGUUAAAGACUUUGACCAUUUCACUGAUCACAGUACAACGGUUCCUGGAGAGCCUAUGUUAAGCAAAAAUUUAUUUACAUUAAAGGGUCAAGAAUGGAAGGAUAUGAGAGCGACAUUAAGUCCUUCUUUCACGAGUAGUAAGAUGAAAGGUAUGUUUACCUUGAUCUCUGAUUGUGCCAACAAUUUCGUUGAGUAUUUUAAACAAAUAAAUAAAAAUACUAUCACAAUUGAAAUGAGGGACACAUUUACCAGAUUCACUAAUGAUGCAAUUGCAACCACAGCUUUUGGUAUUAAAGUUGAUUCUUUGAAAGACAGAAAUAACCAGUUUUAUGUUAUGGGGAAAGAAAUUACCAGCUUCACUAGUUUUUGGAAAAAUUUCAAGUUCUUUGGAUAUUAUGCCUGUCCACGUUUAUUCUCUCUAUUGAAAGUUAGAAUCUUUAGUACAGAAGUCUCUUCGUUUUUCAAAAAUUUAAUCAUGUCAAAUAUAAAAACAAGGGAAGAAAAAGGGAUUGUGCGUCAAGAUAUGAUAAACAUUUUAAUGGAAGCCAGGAAAGGUUUACUCAAAUAUGAAGAAACCAGUGAGGAUAUUGACACCGGUUUUGCAACAGCUGAGGAAUCUAAAAUUGGCAAAUCAAAGAAAAAUAUCCAUCUUGACGAUGACGAUGUGACCGCUCAUGCCUUAAUUUUCUUUUUUGCUGGUUUCGAUUCUGUGUCCACUUUGAUGUGCUUUAUGGGUUAUGAAUUAGGUGUGAAUCAAGAAGUUCAGGAUAAACUUAGGGAGGAAAUAAAUCAAACGCUGGAAGAUUGCGGGGGAAAAUUAACGUAUGAGGCGUUAAUGAAAAUGAAAUACAUGGACAUGGUUUUAUCAGAGUGUUUAAGAAAGUGGCCAAGUGCAGUGGGUAUAGAUAGAGUUUGUACUAAACCUUAUACAAUAACCCCAGUAUUACCUGGCGAAAAACCGGUAUAUCUAAAGAAAAACGAUGUACUCAUGUUACCAUUUUUCGCCAUUCAUAGAGAUCCCAAAUAUUAUCCAGACCCAGAAAAAUUUGACCCAGAAAGAUUCAGUGACGAAAACAAAGGGAAUAUAAAACCAUAUACUUAUUUACCUUUUGGAACUGGACCAAGGAAUUGCAUUGGUUCAAGAUUUGCUAUUAUGGAGACCAAGGCUUUGUUCUUCCACAUUUUGGCCAAUUUCAAAAUUGUACCAGUCGAAAAGUCGGUCAUUCCAUUGAAGAUUUGUAAAAAAAGUAUUAAUUUGACUUGUGAAAAUGGAUUUUGGUUUGGUCUUCAGAAAAUCUAAUACAAUCGGUUGAUUUAUAAACAAUAUUAAAUUGCUUUAUACGUAAUAAUUAAUAUAUGUUGGAUAUAUUAAUAUUUUAUAUUAAUAUUUAUGUGUCAUGUUGUUUCUGUUUGUAAUUUUAUUGAAUAAAUACGUAUGACAGCUAAAUAUAA